This is a messenger RNA of Cladophialophora psammophila CBS 110553, 765 nucleotides long. RefSeq lists its product as uncharacterized. Gene Ontology annotation, molecular function: FAD binding. The record is from RefSeq and is a predicted model, not a curated record. Bases 1 to 765 code for a protein of 254 amino acids. Lineage: Eukaryota; Fungi; Ascomycota; Eurotiomycetes; Chaetothyriales; Herpotrichiellaceae. The transcript is spliced from 3 exons.
AUGGCCACUACCAAGCCCUGGGUGAUCAUUGUCGGUGCAGGAUCAUCCGGUCUGCUACUCGCAUUGAUGCUAGGCAAACAAGGCGUGCCGGUGCUGGUGUUGGAGCUAGGUGAGACCAUUGACAGCCGGCCUCGAGCGACUCAUUAUGCCUCGCCGGCGGUGCGGGAACUCCGGCGUGCGUGUGUGGCGGAUGAUGCUCUUCGCAGGGGGUUCGUGCCAGAUGGCGUCUGCUGGAGGAAGCUGGACGGCACCGUGCUGGCUGGCCUGAGCAACGAUGUCUUUCCUAAGGACGACCCAGACCUGAUGAUAUGCCUGCCCCUGGACAAGCUUGGUGAGCUCCUAUUGGAGCACAACGACGCGGUACCAUGGCACCCCACCCCAGAAUCCAAAGCGUACGAGAUUCUCAACAUCAGCCCAAACCGGGUUCACCAGCGACUGGCCGAGCGGAUGCGGGUCGGCCGAAUCUUGGUGGCCGCGGACGCUGCCCAUCUGUGCAAUCCAUUCGGAGGCAUGGGUCUGACCGGAGGCAUCGCGGAUAUUGGCAGUCUGUAUGAUUGCCUAAUUGGCAUCUACCAUGGCAAGGCCGACGACAGCAUCUUGGACAAGUACGAUGAAGCCAGACGCCGCAUAUACAACCAGGUCACCCAUCCGGUGUCCAGUGCCAACAUCGUCCGGCUCUUCGGCCAGGACCCGGACACGGCGGUGGAGACAGACGAAUUCUUGAAGAUAUGCAAGAAGGCAGAAGAGGACCCCGAAUUCUCCUGA